Molecule: messenger RNA, 5470 nt
Organism: Amoebophrya sp. A25
Lineage: Eukaryota; Dinophyceae; Syndiniales; Amoebophryaceae
Source: the annotation of a GenBank genome assembly
UUUGUGUUCGCGGAUGUAAGCUACGCGCGCGACAGCACUCAUAUGUCAAAUACAGUAUUCCGCGAAAAGUCGGUAACGGUAUGAGAAAGUGACGCAUGGCUUUUUCUUUUGUAGGGAUAUGGACGAUGCAAUACGAAGGUCGUAGAGACUUUAGAUUUGGUCCAAUGCUGCAUUAGUUUCGGGUGUUAGAAUGAUUUUUUUUUGGCACUGUGCGUGGCAAGCUAGGUGUCGGUUGGCGUUGCUGGAUUUUUUUCGACACAUGAGUAGCGAGAGAGGUUUUUUUGCACACAUCAUCAUUGAUGAUCCGCUUCACAAGGAAUCGCGGUCCAAGAUAUCUGCUUCAUCUGUUAGUAGCCUCUACAUGUCUUCAUUUUUUUACCUUGAAACGAUCAUCAUCAUACAAUGUUAUUGUGUGUUUUUUACUCGAAUCAGAAUCAGGGUAGACUUUUCCUUGAUGUUCUUGUUCAUUUUACCAUUUUUUUCAGGGAGCUGGAGUAGCUUUUUUCGUUUGUGACGUCUUAGAACAAUAUAUUCGAGAAUGAUUUUUGCCAGUUUGUUUCGGGCAAUAUAUUCCUUUUUCGACAAGGAACAGAUAGCAAGUUGUAAAAACAUCAAGGUGGGGAAUAUAUUAAUUUUAUUUUGGAAGUACUUUCUUUCACUAGUAGAGGCCGUCCUGGUGCUGUGUGUGGUCCUUUGUAUUGUAAGCAGAGGGUGACAGUGACCCGAGGUUUUGAAUUUUUCUUAUACGCAGGAAGAUACAGAGGUCUGGAUUAUUUUCAUGCGUAAGUAUCAUUUACUCGGAGAGCAAAAAUGACUUCGUUUUUGAGUCGAGCAGCUUUGCAAUGCCAGUUCAUGGGUGCUUGGGCAGGUAGCGCCUCCUCCAGCGUCUCGGCUCCUUCCGAAGAUCUAUACUCAUUUUCGCUUCCAGCGGUCCUUAUACCUGGAGACGAUCAUGACCUCGACCGGUUGGCAACGAAAUUAUGCUUAUUUAUAGUAACAGAGUAGAGAAGACUGAGAAGGUUCCUUUUCCGCUUGAUAGCGUGUUCUUGCCCUCGUCGAGGCAGCAUUGUGCUUGAGUUGGUCUCCUCGAUCAUAUGUGCCUUUUGUUCCUCUGUUGAUACGGAUACCAAAGUGCCAGUCACAGUCAUAUAUACCAGUACUACUUAACUACUUUUUACGAUGCUUGUAAGUACUAACAAACUAAGAAAUGAUGUUUGUAAGUACUUCUCAGAUGAUGGGAUAGAGUUUUUGAACAAAAUAGAUUCGCUCGAACAAAAACGGGACGCGUGAAUUGCGCUACCACUAGCAACAACCCGAGCGUGGCAGAGCGUAUCAAUGUUCGUGACAAUCGUAACAAAGAGGAAGGAGCGCCUCCUACCCUGCUUACUACAGAUUCUGACGCAGAUGAACAAAAAUUAAGGCUAUCCAUAUCUAUAAGUAUUCCUCAAAGAAACGUAUAUUGUUGCAAGCAUAUAAUUACUCAAAGAAUAAUUUCAUGCUUGCAGUUGCAGCAAGAUUUCCAUUCGCCUUGUAUACCUAGUUGGGCGCAUCGUUCUCGUCCACCUCCUCCUCAUCCGCCGCCUUGUCCGCAGCGGAUACUCAACACGCAUGAGCAUAUUUAAUCUGAUAGCAGCUUUAAAACAAGGCGCUGGCGAUCAACAUUGCGUGGAGAGUGAUGCGGUGCAGCUGGAGGAGUCCAGCACGGCUGCGAAAGGUAACACCAUGGCCAUGUACAAGGGCAAAGUGCUCUUGAUCACCAACUUGGCGUCUCGCUGAGGAGUAACAUCUUAAGGCCUUAUUUGUGAUGCGUUUAAAGGUAGUAUCCGCACUCACACUUUCUGGAGAGUUUGUUCUGCUUCGGCAACAGUUGAAGAUUGCUUCUAGAAUCGAUCUGGAGAAGAAACUUAUUAUCAAAUGGAUAAGUCUUUGAUUAUAAUAGCAAUAGUUAGGUCUGCUCCACCACGAUUAUAAUAGCAAUAGCGCUAAUAAAAGCGCGACUAUGCGCAGCUGAACGAGUUACACGAGAAGUACCACUCUGACGGAUUGAGAAUCCUUGGAUUUCCAAGUAACGAUUUUAACCAAGAGCUCGACAAUGCUGGAGUAGCUGCGUUCGCGAGAUCGAAGAGUGUUCGCUGGACCGUCUUUGAACGCAUCUCGGUUAACGGGAAAGAGGAGCUACCAUUGUACUUACGACAUCAACUGUUGAUGUGAAUAUUAACAAACUCUUCAAGAAGAUGAUACAUAGACAUUGUGUAUUUUUUUCUGCUUUUGGUUUUAUUUUUUGGAAGUUUUUGGCUUCACCCAACAGUGGGUGCAUAUUAUGACUCCGAAAAGGUGCAGAAGCAGAUUUGAGAUUGCUGGUCUUAGGUUCUUUUGCAAGAUAAUUAAAAACUGGCUAGUCACAGAGAGAAGGAGUGAAGGAAGAAAGUCCGUGCUCCUGGGUAUUAUAUGCAGAAUUUUAGAGCGUAACGGGAUAGGAGUAAACAUCUUGCGCCAUUUUGAGUGGUGUCCAUUCCUAAACUGACACCGAGCGACCCCGACGAUAGAGAGAAACGCGACGGCAGGAAUCAACGCCGCCUCGCGAAGGGUUCCCUAGCGCGUGUUCUCGUCUAUCGUUAUACCGUCGGUUUUGCGCGAAACUUGUGAAAUGUUUCGAAAUCGUAAAAAAAAAGGUGCGCACAUCGCCCGCAUAGUUUGGCUUCGAAGGUUGUGUGGCGUUCGCGCCACUCUCAGUCGUGCGCCCCCAUGCGCUCUGUCGUUCGGUAUCUGUGUUCUUUGUCCUCUGUGUUCCGCGCCAUCUCCGUGGGCUGGUUGUUAAACAGCGAAACAGUUUCGUGUGGUUCGUUUGUCUUCGGCUUCUGUCUUGCGGGGUUCGUUGUGGCCAGUCUCGCUUGUCCACUGGGUGGAUUCGCAGGGGCUUCGGCUAAAUUGCUGCGCUUCAUCUCCCACCCCCUCAUCAUCAUCAUCAAGGGCCGCUUUUUCCUUCGUAGUUGAAAGAAGCAUUUUGAUACUAGCCUCCACAAGCUUCGCCCGGCUUCAAGUUAGUUAAGCACUUUUCUGCAGCCUCCCACGGGCUACAGCCGCUAGAGUAGAGACAGCCCGCGGGUGAGCUGUUGCACCCUACGAAUUAACUACGACAAGAGCCGAGCACGGUGGCCGACUCAGAUCGAUGCGUCGACUCAUGUGCAGCGCAUUGCGCUGCCUUCGGUUUUUUUAUGAGAUUGCCGGGGGGGUCAUGCAAAUUCUUAAGAAUUUGCAAGACCCCCACGGCAGUCCAACGAAAAAACCAGAAGAGGGCCGCCAGACACGCACAAGAAUCCGCAAGCCCCAACGCACGCAAACACCUCGCGGUGGCGCCAGGCAAGAACGGGCGGCGGCUUUAGCGGGCCAAACAAGACAGAGCAUAAGCAACGCAGGGCCGCGCUGCUCGGGUCUCUCUACGCGCUUACACCUGGCGGGGCUUCUUUGUUAUUGUUUCGCCAAAUGUCUCUCGACAGAAACAGACGGGCGCACUUCGCGGGGGCGUGGGGCGUCGCGCUUCGGGUUGUGGCUGAAGCCUCUUGACUGGCUGACGUCUUUCGCCAGGAUGGAGGCUGAGGCCUUCCAUCAGACUGAUGCCGUUCGUCAGACCAACGCGCUGCGCCAGGCUGGCGGCCUUCGUCGGACGACAGGCCGGCGCCCUUCGGCGGACGUCGUGGGCCAGGCUGAGGCCCUUCGUCAGGGUCGGGCGACGUCUCUCGUCAGGCUGACGCCUUUCGUCAGACUGAAGCGCUUCGCUUGGCCGACAUUCCUCGCCGGGCCAAGACUCACGCCUUUGGUCAGGUUGAUGGCUUGCUUCAGCAUGGCGCCGUUGGUUCGUCAGGCUGAUGCACUGACCAGCCAGGUGACGCCUCUCGCCAGACCGGCGCACUGCUUCGCCAGGCGUCUGCCUUGCGUCGGAAGCGGAACAGGCUGCGCGGGGCCUUUCUUCGGGCUGCGGAUGUCUUUCCUUCGUGAGGUUGAUGCUGCCCCUUCGUCGGACUGACGUUUUUCGCCAGACUGACCGCGUUCGUCGGACUGACGUCCUUCGUCAAAGGUCUUCGCUAUCCUCGUCGAGGUAGGGCUUCUCGCCACAGGUCAGGCGGCAGCUUUUCUGGCAGGGGUCGUUCGUCAGAUGUCUGCUGUCGCGGGUCUCUUGUCUUGUCGGAGAUCUUUGGUCCAGCGGUCGUCUCUGGUCGUCCAAAGGUCGCCUUUGGUCCAACGGUCGCCUUUGGUCCAAGGGUCGCCUUUGGUCCAAAGGUCGUCGCACUUUGGUCCAAAGGUCGUCUUACUUUGGUCCAAAGGUCGCCUUACUUUGGUCCAGCGGUCGGCUUACUUUGGUCCAAAGGUCGGCUUACUUUGGUCCAGAGGUCGCCUUAAAAGGUCGCCUGUGGUCUGCGGGUCGUCUGUGGUCCAGAGGUUGCCUCUGGUCUGAGGGUCGUCUUUGGUCCAAAGGUCAGCUUUGGUCCAGAGGUCUGCCGUGGUCCAAGGGUCGUCUGUGGUCCACAGGUCGUCUUUGGUCCAAAGGUCGCCCUUGGUCCACAGGUCGCGUCUGGUCCAAAAAACGCCUCUGGUCAAAAGAUCGUCUUUGGUCCACAGGUCGUCUUUGGUCCAAAGAUCGCCUCUGGUCCAAGGAUCGCCUUCGGUCCAAAGAUCGUCUUACUUUGGUCCAAGGGUUGCCUUAUUUUGGUCCAAAGGUCGCCUCACUUUGGUCCAGAGGACGCCUUACUUUGGUCCAGAGGUCGCCCUACUUUGGUCCAGAGGUGGGUCGCCUUACUUUGGUCCCGAGGUCGUCUCACUUUGGUCCAAAGGUCGUCUUACUUUGGUCCAAAGGUCGUCUUACUUUGGUCCAAAGGUCGCCGCACUUUGGUCCGAAGGUCCCCUUACUUUGGUCCGGCGGUCGUCUGGUGUGGUCCAAAGGUCGCCGGUGGAUGUGGUCCAAAGGUUAAGGUUGCCUGUGGUCCAAAGGUCGCCGGUGGUCCAAAGGUCGCCGGUGGUCCAAAGGUCGUCCCGGGUCCAGCAAUAGCAAAGAUCGCCUUGGGUCCAAAGGUCGUCUUGGGUCCAAAGGUCGUCUCGGGUCCAAAGGUCGCCUUUGGUCCAGAGAUCGCCGCUGGUCCAACGAUCGCCUUUGGUCCCCGGAUCGUCUCUGGUAGGUCCAACGAUCGCCUUUCUUUGGGUCAAAGAUCGGACCAAGGAUCGCCUUCAGUCUGAAGGUCGCCUUCGGUCCAAAGAUCGCCAUUGGUCCAGAGGUCUGGGGUCCAGGUGUCUGUGGUCGAAGGUCUUUCUUCGGCUGUUUCUCUUUGGACUUCUCUCGCCAGCUUGCGCCCCUACCCCCGUCGGGCAUUUUCCUGGCUUCUUUUCUGGUAGUCUGCCACGGGGCUGCAACGUGAACUCCAACAAGAAAACGGCCGGAGACUAUCGGGCUUAGGAGUGAGGGGAAAGGGCAAGAGGC